GCGGAAGCGGCGCCGAACCUGGAUAUGGGCGAGCUGCGCUCCCUCGCCUGCGACGCCCUCCUGCAGGAGAGCUUCUACCAGAACAAGAAGCGGCCGUUCCUCUACCGCGAUCAGGAUCACACGCCCGGCCCGUUCCUUAACCAGCUCGUCUCCACUCUCGCCGCUUUCCUGUGCGGUCGCAACCCGCUGCUGGCUGCCUCCUCCCUUGAUCUAAAACCUGAAGUUAACUAUUACUGGCAUCAUGGUGAAGAAGUUGUUGUUCAUGGACAUCGAAAGGGUAGAGUUGAUCCUGUGCGAUUUCAGAUAGAUGAUAACCCGCACCUCCAGAUCCGUGUACCAAAGCAACUUCCAGAGAUUGUACCGCUGGAUUCAGAUCUUGGAGAUGUUCCUGUUAUUGAUCACAAACCAUCCAAACUGCCAUUGUUCAAAAGGCAGUAUGAAAACAAGGUAUUUAUAGGAUCAAAGGUAGCGGAUCCGUGCUGUUACGGACACACCCAGUUUCACCUUAUUCCUGAUAAACUAAAACGGGAGAGGUUUUUAAAAAUAAAUCUUGAGGAUCAGAUUGAAGUUCUUUACCGAGCUAAUGGUGUUGCAAGUCUCUUUGCCUGGACAGCAGCACAAGCAAUGUAUCAAG
This is a messenger RNA of Balearica regulorum gibbericeps (East African grey crowned-crane), 634 nucleotides long. The record is from RefSeq and is a predicted model, not a curated record. NCBI's taxonomy places the organism in Eukaryota, Metazoa, Chordata, Aves, Gruiformes, Gruidae.